AUGGACUCGAACGAACUUAAGAUGGAAGACUACCCAGCUCACUGGAAAUCUACUCUUCUAGGAGAAGAGUUCUGGAAGGACGCUGAGGAGUUUAACAAGUCCAUUAGUGAUAGUAUUGAUGCAAACCCCAACCCAUCUCUACUCACGAAGUUUCCAUUCAGCAUAGGAACUGAGCAUAUUACCAGCUCACAGUCUGUCGACGGAGCCUCCGAGAAACAACAACAUCGCCGUCGAUUCAGCACUAGCGAUGCUCUGAGCCUGAAUCCAUUCUCAUCUCGUUCUUCAAGCCCAUUCCCACGUCCUCGUGCAUUUGACUUGAGCAGACGUGCUCGUUCUCAUUCUCGCUCUCGCUCCCCUAGCAGUGCAACCAGCACUCGCCGAUCAAGCUCAAUCCUCCGCUCACCAUUCAGCAUGCUGGGCAGCAAAAAGACUGACGAGGGGGUUGAGUCUGCUGCGACUGCUCCCCCUGCAUCUCCUAUCAUUCCUUCCGACCAGGCAACUCUAGCCAAGCCACUGAUGAGCUUUCAGGGCGGUACGACCUGGGAUUAUCUUGCUAAAGACAGACGCACCUUGGGCUUGGAUUUGUUCUGGCCUGUCAACGCUAGCAAGGAAGAAGACAAGUCCAAUAAGGAAAUGCUGAAUAUCGUGGAGCUCGAACCUCUCUCACAGUUCCGCAACUUGCGCGUCCUGAAGAUCACUGGCAUGAUGCAAUCCUACCAAAAGUACAUAUGGCAGGCUGCCUGGUUGAAUACUAGACUUGAAGAACUUGAGAUGGGCAUGGCUCUCCAGCCUCGACUCCGUCGUCCCCACGCUGAAAGGUGGCCCUAUAUCAAAGGAGGUUGGACACUUAACAAGGCACACUAUGAUAAGCCUGUCUACUAUGGAACCGCUCAGAGCGACGGCACCCUCGACCGCAAAGUUGGAUCCGGCGAGUAUCUCGAUAAAAUACUCAUGGAAAAAGCGAAGAUAUGCGCCAUGGCUAUCGGCCGUACUCGGCAGCGUCUCUCCAUCAGAACACUCACCUUGACAGGCUUUGUCGUCGACGGGGACCCCUUCCUUCAUUGGUUUGAUACUAAGCGCUUCAAAUGUAUCAACUUCAAAGACUACUGUGUCGAUGCCGGCUUUUACCUUUCUCUUCCGAUGAAGAAAGUCUCGGUAAUAUACCCCCGCGAGGUGCAGGAAAAGCCGCUGGUCGGCCGCAAGGCUAAUUUGCUGUCUGAGCUCAAGGUUGUUGAGCUGAGAAGUGGGAAGAAAGUGGGAGAGAUUCCCUAUCGUGGUCCUGAGAGCCUGAAACAGGAGAUUCCUCUGGGAGGGAAGAGAAAGAACAACGAACAGAAUGAUAGAGAUGAUAAGGAUGCCCAGGGAAGGAUGAAAGGCGGUUAA
Molecule: messenger RNA, 1383 nt
Organism: Aspergillus tanneri
Lineage: Eukaryota; Fungi; Ascomycota; Eurotiomycetes; Eurotiales; Aspergillaceae
Exons: 3
Coding region: 1-1383 (460 amino acids)
Source: RefSeq, a predicted model, not a curated record